Messenger RNA from Pan troglodytes (chimpanzee), 2475 nucleotides. It is a transcript of the gene TMEM50A, whose product is annotated as transmembrane protein 50A. The coding region runs from base 349 to 822 and encodes 157 amino acids. The record is from RefSeq and is a predicted model, not a curated record. The transcript is spliced from 7 exons. Lineage: Eukaryota; Metazoa; Chordata; Mammalia; Primates; Hominidae.
AAGAGAGUAGCGGCCGCAGGCUGGAGAGGCCUCGGAGCCGGGGCCGUCUGACGGGCUGGUGCCCACAGCACAGGCUCGUUGCCGCCACCCUCCCGGAAGCCGCAGACCCGGGCUGAGCCGCCGCGGACCUCUCCUCUCCUGGGUCCGGCGGCGCCAGGAGAAGGCGACGGCGUCCAGACCCCGCGAAGACGGAGAGGGGACCGCGCCCUCCCCCAGGACACCCCAGGAUCCCUGGAAAAUCCCCCGAUCCCCCACUUCACAGCUGGACAAGCCGAAGCCCCGAGAAAGGAGCGUGCCCCGGCCGGCUCCCUCAGCGAGGGGUGCCCGGGCUAAAGUGACCUGAAAAAAAUGUCUGGAUUUCUAGAGGGCUUGAGAUGCUCAGAAUGCAUUGACUGGGGGGAAAAGCGCAAUACUAUUGCUUCCAUUGCUGCUGGUGUACUAUUUUUUACAGGCUGGUGGAUUAUCAUAGAUGCAGCUGUUAUUUAUCCCACCAUGAAGGAUUUCAACCACUCAUACCAUGCCUGUGGUGUUAUAGCAACCAUAGCCUUCCUAAUGAUUAAUGCAGUAUCGAAUGGACAAGUCCGAGGUGAUAGUUACAGUGAAGGUUGUCUGGGUCAAACAGGUGCUCGCAUUUGGCUUUUCAUUGGUUUCAUGUUGGCCUUUGGAUCUCUGAUUGCAUCUAUGUGGAUUCUUUUUGGAGGUUAUGUUGCUAAAGAAAAAGACAUAGUAUACCCUGGAAUUGCUGUAUUUUUCCAGAAUGCCUUCAUCUUUUUUGGAGGGCUGGUUUUUAAGUUUGGCCGCACUGAAGACUUAUGGCAGUGAACACAUCUGAUUUCCCACAGCACAACAGCCCUGCAUGGGUUUGUUUGUUUUUUUACUGCUCACUCCCAACCUUUUGUAAUGCCAUUUUCUAAACUUAUUUUUGAGUGUAGUCUCAGCUUAAAGUUGUGUAAUACUAAAAUCACGAGAACACCUGAACAACAACCAAAAAUCUAUUGUGGUAUGCACUUGAUUAACUUAUAAAAUGUUAAAGGAAACUUUCACAUGAAUAAUUUUUGUCAAAUUUUAUCAUGGUAUAAUUUGUAAAAAUAAAAAGAAAUUACAAAAGAAAUUAUGGAUUUGUCAAUGUAAGUAUUUGUCAUAUCUGAGGUCCAAAACCACAAUGAAAGUGCUCUGAAGAUUUAAUGUGUUUAUUCAAAUGUGGUCUCUUCUGUGUCAAAUGUUAAAUGAAAUAUAAACUUUUUUAGUUUUUAAAAUAUUCCAUGGUCAAAAUUCUUCCUCACUAUAAUUGGUAUUUACUUUUACCAAAAAUUCUGUGAACAUGUAAUGUAACUGGCUUUUGAGGGUCUCCCAAGGGGUGAGUGGACGUGUUGGAAGAGAGAAGCACCAUGGUCCAGCCACCAGGCUCCCCGUGUCCCUUCCGUGGGAAGCUCUUCCGCUGUGCCUCUCAUUCCAAGGGCAGGAAGAUGUGACUCAGCCAUGACACGUGGUUCUGGUGGGAUGCACAGUCACUCCACAUCCACCACUGAAGGAAAGGAAAGAAGGGCAGAGACUUGACACUCCAGUCUUAGACAGGGGACAAUUUCUUUGUAGUUGUUCUGAUAAUAAACUGGGUUCCAUGUUUCAUUUCAUCUGUGUACUGAACCACUAGCCUAAUAGACCAGCACGGUCAACUAGAAUGACAAACAUUAGCUACUGGGAACUCUUGUUGUCUCUUCCUCUUCAGAACUGUUGUCCCCACAGGCUCCCCACCUCUGCAAGAUGGGAUACACUCUUCAGGACCACAGUUUGAAAUAUCUUUCAUAAAAUGUGCUACAAUUAGCCUUCGGAAUAUUUGCUGGGUGAUUUAAAUGUGUGGGUCUCAUUUCCAUGCUAGCCAUCGUCAUCCGACAGUCUCUAUGCUGUGAAUAUUGCCUGGUGAUCAAGACUCUCCUCAAAGAAAUGACUUGCUGUCAUCCCACAUGAACUCCUGAUGUUUUUUCUACAAAGGUCCAUAAAAUGUGACAACUGGAGAAGAUCUUAGAGGUUGAAGUCCACCUUCUCUUUUCACAUAGGAGGGAACAGACCAUGGAAAUUUAAACGACUUCCUCACGGUCACAGAACUAGUUUUUUAAUCCUCAGGCAGUGCAUCCCCCCACCCUACAACUGAGCAGAACCUCUUUCCCCACAGUGCAAUUCAGAAUAUGCUCAGGGAAUGCCAGCCACCUUGUAAAACUGCUGGGAGAAAAGCAUGAUUCCCACAAGGACUAAGUAUCAGUGAUUUGUAAUUUUCCUGUUUUGUAUUAUCUGCUUUGCUGAUGUAGACAAGAGUUAACUGAGUAGCAUGCUUUAUUAAGCAUGAGAAAGAAUCUUAAGAAUUGUCAAUAAAAUUAACCCAAAACUUUAAUAAUGUGUCUGUAACCAAGAAAAUAUUGAUAGCAUCAUCCUAAUGAAACUAAACAUUUAUUUUAAACUUAUUAAAUUGACUCAAACUAA